GAAUCUGUUAACACCGCCAUUGACGUGAGCGACGUGUCGAACACGUGAAUACAGAUUUGUACCCUUUCCCCCUCCUGCCUUAUUGCUUCAACCCCACUGCUGCGUGCGUCGCCUUUUUCUUUCAGUUUUGUGAAGGGCUCACACGCUCUUCGUCGUAUACGAGGACGAUAAAGAGAAAAGAAGAAAAAGCUUGUGUAUUCCAACACAUCACUGGAAGAGUCGGGAACACACGCACACACACACUACCAUUACUCGCUUGCUGCCAGAAGUUUAUCUUGUGUCAGCGGCACUUUUGUUUCUUCUCUUCUUCAAUUCUUCUGUUACUGUUAUUGUUUAUUUCGCCUCUAGCGGAGUCACAUUCCUUCCUCCGUCAGACAUCGUGUCUUCCUCUUCUCUAUCUUUUGAAACUGUAUUCACUGAAAGGAACUGGCACACCUUCCUCAUUUUUCUUCCGACUUCUCCCCUCCCCUGCUCGUUUUACGCUCGCAUUUGCUGUGUACCUUCGCUUCGACACUUUCCCUCUAAGUGUUGUCUCUUGCGAUCGGUCAAGCAGCGUGACGGGCAAUCCGAUUUUGGCAAACGUGCCCACAGUGAGGACGUUUUGCAGUGGGUCUGGAGACGCGCGGCUCGCAACUGGCAACGUGUCGUUGAGAAGGACAAACACGCGCCGGCUUCUUCCCACGCGAAUCGUUAAAAGAGAAGCUCGAAAUCGUGAGGUGUGGCCACCAAGUGGUUCUCUUUUAACUCUCAGGUAAAGGUAGUCGGGAGAGUGUACCCGACGGGGUGCGUUGGCACGCGGUGCCCGGGGUCGCCUUUUUCGACAGACUCUUUUUUCUUUUCUUGUUUCGCUUUCGUCGGUUUCCCUCUCCGCUUUUUCCUGAAAAAGCAAACACCAAAUCGCCGUCCCGCUGCCUCCGUUGUCUCGUCGGUGGUGCCGCGCGACUGCGCAUUUUCCCCCUUCUUUUCUCCUCCUAUUUUGUACUUUCUUGCGGUGAAUCCAGCCGCGGUUUUUCUUCCUUCUUUUUCUCUCACUGCUGAGCAGCAAAGCUCUGUCAGUACGGCACAGUUGUCGUCGUUGCUCGCUGCGUGUCCUCGCUCUUCUGUUUCCUUUCUACCUUUUUACGCACACAGAUUCGCGGUGUGGAGUACUCCGCUCCUCACACGCGUAGGUGACGGUUGUUUUACGGCUCUGCAGCCCUGCUUCAGUCACGUACCCACGCAUGCAUACACACCCGCGAACAACUGGUUUCCCGUUUAAAAACAUCUUUGCCGAAAACUAGGUGCAGGUAGUGUCAUCCACGAUGAUGCGACGUACCAACACAAACAGUAGCACCGGCGUGAGAAGCUCGCCUUCCGGGUCGACACGCUCAACCCCCCGGCUGCGGGCGAGCUCAUCGCAGAACGCGUUUCCCGUCGCCGCCGUGAAUCUGUCAGCAGUCGCUGCCACCCGACCAGGCGUUGCACCGCCUUCUCCGUCGCUCCCCAACGCACAUGAGAAUAGCGUAGGCACCCCGCUGACGGAGGCAAAGAAGAAGAAGAAAGAGAAGAAGGAGCUGAAGGAAAAGAAAGGCCGCCCGCAAAACGCACUGUUUUCGCUGGCAAGCACCUUUAAUGGCGGCGAACCGGUGAGGGCGAACGUGGUGGAUCUGCACAGCCUAGACCCCACCGCACCGCAGCUGAUCUCCAAGCGCGGCAACGGAGCGGCGGCGGAGGACGUGCCCGCUACGCAGAUUCUUAGUUUUCUCUACCUGGGCAGCGUAAAGGAUGCGCAGGACCCCGACCUCCUCGCCAAACACGGCAUCCGCUACAUCAUCAACGUGUCACAGGAGGAGUAUUGGUCGGUGGACAAGCGGCUGCAGGUCUUCACCUUCAAGGUCGACGACACCGCCACGGCGGACAUCGCCAGUCUCUUCGAGCCUACUCGCAGCCUCAUCAACAACGUACGCGAGCGGCACUACCGCAGCGUGGCCGCCGGCAAGACCUCGCACCCGGCGGUGUUGGUGCACUGCCAAAAGGGCCGCAGUCGCUCCGCCACGAUUGUGCUGGCGUAUUUAAUCUACACCAAUGGCUGGUCCGUAGCGGAGGCGAUGAAGUACGUGGCGACGCGGCGGCCCUGCGUGGAACCGAACAUUGGCUUCAUGGAGGAGCUGCGCAAGCUGCAGGGGAGCCUGCCCUCUGAGGAGCGCACGAAGCGGUACAGCGAGCUGUGCUGGUUUAUGCGCAACUUAGACGCCCUGACGUCGGAGGCUCAGGUGCAGGAGAUGUUUGAGCUGCGCGUCGGUUUCGUGCGGGAUGUGGUGAUGCUGACGGCCCCGGCCAGCGGUUCCAGUGACGCGCAGCGCGGCACGAUCAGCGAUCAAGAACGCAGCGGAGCAGCGAGUCCCUCCCCCAGCACGACGGACAACCUUGAUGAGAGGGACAGCCCAACGAAGACGGCACCGCUCGCCGUGGGCGAUGCAGAUCCGGCUGAGACGCACGAGUCGGCGCACAUAACAUCCCCCAUUGCCGCAGCCGGCACCCCCGCCCCCACCCGUCAACGUGUCGCCCUGUGCUUCGUCUUCCUCGCUUGCCGCGAGGAUAUCCUGCGCGGUAUCAAACAAGGGCAGAUGCGCGACAUUCUUGAGCGCCUGCGUCCGGCGCCAGGGAAGUAUAUCAAGUACGCGACGGGUCCGAAGCUGCGGAAACUCAUGACGGAGCACCAGUCGAUGUCUUCGAGUUUUGCGCAGGACAUGUCACAGUUUAACGGCCCGUUGCAACACGAUGAGGACGCAACCGGCGACGUUCGCAUUAGUAACGACGCCGAUCCUGCAAACCAGGUGAAGCAAGUGUAG
Messenger RNA from Leptomonas pyrrhocoris, 2831 nucleotides. Its product is annotated as putative Dual-specificity protein phosphatase. Gene Ontology annotation, molecular function: MAP kinase tyrosine/serine/threonine phosphatase activity; protein tyrosine/threonine phosphatase activity. The record is from RefSeq and is a predicted model, not a curated record. The coding region runs from base 1302 to 2831 and encodes 509 amino acids. Gene Ontology annotation, cellular component: cytoplasm. Gene Ontology annotation, biological process: negative regulation of MAPK cascade; protein dephosphorylation. The transcript has a single exon. Lineage: Eukaryota; Euglenozoa; Kinetoplastea; Trypanosomatida; Trypanosomatidae.